GUAGUGUUUAAGACCUACCUAGCUAACCUAGAACAACAUUUUGCACCCUCCUAGUCUCAAAGCCAUCCAAUCGCGAAAAUGAAGGGUCUCGUGCUUUUUUUAUUUGCUCUUUCGGUCAACGCACAGUGCCGCAGACAGAAUGCUUGUCGUCCUGAUGGAGGAGUUGUUGCUCCCGGUCAAAAUUGCCGUCCAAAUACGGACUAUUGCAAUCUAGGGGCAUGCGGUAACGGCCAAACUUGUCGAAAUACUGAGGAAUGUGAUGGCUGGAUUAAGGCCAAUUGGUAUAAUAAUUGCUAUGUCGAAUGCGUGAGUAGCUGUGAGAAUGUGUUCUCUAACGCGUGAUACUGACAGUAAUUCCAGUGUACAAGGAGCUGAUGCCCAGAGUCUCGAGCGAGGAUGUGAGGGACAGAUAGCGGAACGAGAUUCUCCAAACUUAUUCAUUCGAUCGUAAUAUCAACAAACAUCGAUG
Messenger RNA from Fusarium redolens, 469 nucleotides. RefSeq lists its product as uncharacterized. The coding region runs from base 79 to 342 and encodes 87 amino acids. The record is from RefSeq and is a predicted model, not a curated record. The transcript is spliced from 4 exons. NCBI's taxonomy places the organism in Eukaryota, Fungi, Ascomycota, Sordariomycetes, Hypocreales, Nectriaceae.